UCUGUCUACCCUAGAUCUAGUUUGCAUUGGACUGAGCUAUUCACUCUAUAAACAACCAGUUUAUCUUCUCUGGAGGAGAAACAAGAUCUGCUUUCCAUGUUGCAGUGAAAAAAUCCUGUUUGUCCUUGUCUGUGGGCAUUGAGGAAGUUCUAUUUUAAGUAAGCUUUCCAAAUUACUGAAUUUUUAAAUGGAUUUAUCUUUUUCACAGUCAUAGCCUAUAUUGCCUAUCUCUUUUUCUUAAUGUUUUGUGCUGCUAGUAAAGUAGGAAUUCUUAAUGUUGCCAUAAUACAAUGUCAUUGCUACAAGGUGUUGCUAGAAAAGACAUUCACAAAGUGUGUGUAUUGAAAUACGUGCUUGAUUAUCAGAAAAGUUCAUGUGCCCAACUUUUACUAUGUAAAGCCAAAAAGGUAACUUCCAGUCUUUGCAGAAUGUUGGAAAAUACCUGAGCAUGUCAUCACAAAGUGUUUUUUAUGGUUACCUUGUCAAAUCAUUUUAUUUUUAGAAGUUACAUAUGACAGCCUUGUCAGGGUUUGAAGCUGUAUUCUUCCAAUGAUAAUUUCGGUUUCAUUUUUAUGAACAUCUCUUCCAUUUUGGCCAAUUCACCAAAACAGUGAAUUGACCUGCAUUCAACAUUCAUGUAAUAUGUGGAUACUCUGACAAAAGUACAAAGUUUUUAAAACUAAAACAUCUCUCUGUUAUCUGUAUGCCAAAAUAAUGCUGUAAAGCAAGGCAUUGAAAAUGAGCCGGUCUUGCUCUUUACUUAAGACUGUUACCAGGGGAUUACAAUUAAUGUCUCUAAAAGCUGCCUUGGUGCAUUAAUAGGGGAGCGUCAUUUCUGUCAGUAACUGGAUAUUUCUCAUGUGUUGCAGUAGCUGGGAGAAGGAGCCCUGAGAUGGCUGCUUGCAAGGACUGCUAGCCUGUGAACUGAAAGUAUGACCAGUAAUCUGAUCCAGUAUGCAAAGACUGAGAUACGUGAGUCAACUUGUCUUACCUAAGAACUCUGGACUCUUUUUUUUUGUGGGUGCAUAGCAACAAGUGCUUUUGUUAUUUGUUUUACUGUACGUCAUUUUUCUUAUCACAGUCUUUAUCCACAUAUAUCACCUUAAAUUGGCUGCAAGUCAUGGAAUGCUAACAAUACAGCAAAGACUAUGCACAGCAGCUCUGUCUGCAAUAGUUACUAACACUGGCUUAUUUCUUCAAGACUUAUCAAAUAGAUUUAUCAUGGCCGAGGUUUUCAAAAAUAAAAAUAAUAAAAAAACACCUCGAGCUCAUAUUCAGGCACAGAAAAGGCACUGUUUCAAAAGCUCUCAAGAUUUUCAAGAGGUUCCUGCACUGGGCUUAUUCAUCAAACCACUUUUCUAAAAACCCAAGUAGUUGCUUACGUAGAGAUUUAGGAUAUUCAGUUGAAGUAGGCUUAUCUGGGAAUCUUGGUUUACGUGUCCAGGGAUCACUGAAAGUAGAGUGGGCUUUGGGAGACAUUCGGGCUUCUUUGGUAAAAUAAAUUACUAUCAAAUUAUUUUAAGGUUUGUAAAAUUCUCAUUGUAAUUAUAAUAUUUAGUAUGUUACACUCAAGGUGUUCUGAUCUGUAGAACCCCUAGAAGAUAUGCUUAUUAGAUGAGAAAUUUUAUGCCAGAGUGGACUUUUCUGAGAUAGUUUUAUAACUCUGCUUCUCCCUCCCAUGCAGUUCCUGUGUCUCACCUCUUUUGUCACCGUGAAGCUGUUGCUUACCUUGGCUUACUCACUCAAGGGUGGCUUUUUUACUAUACUGAAUUCUAUUAAAUCCCCUUGAGAUCCUUUUUAGACUUCCCUUUGUUUUCCUCCCCGCAGGGCAGGUAAUGUAUCAGAGCCAGCUCAAUGUUUAACUAAUGUCUCACAGAGCGGGAGAAAAAAGGGAAGGGAGAGUACGUCACGCAGGAGGAGGGUCGCGGAGAAAAAUGAGCUUGCCUGAACUCCUCACGUGCAGAGAGACAGACUGCCAGGGAUCAGGUUCUUCUCAGCGGGGGCUCAUCUCUCCUGCCGGCUGGCCGUGAUGCAGGAGGCAGCUGGAGUCCUGAAGGAGGGCUUCCUCGUCAAACGGGGACAUGUCGUUCAUAACUGGAAAGUAAGGUGGUUCGUUCUGCUUCAGGAUAAGCUCCUGUACUAUAAAUUUGAAGGAGGCAAGAAGGAGUCUUCUCCAAAGGGCAGGAUCCUCUUGGAUGGCUGCACUAUUACUUGUCCAUGCUUGGAAUAUGAGAACAGACCGCUACUCAUCAAACUAAGGACAAAAACCAACACAGACUAUUUCCUUGAAUGUUGCUCCAGAGAGGAGCGAGAUUCUUGGGCUUUGGACAUCACUGGAGCCAUUCAUGCUGGUCACCCAGUGCAGGUGCAAGAGCUUCACAGAAUGAAGAAUUCUUUCAAACUGCUGGAGAAUAUCAGCCUGCACCACAUAGUGGAUAAAAUGCGUGACAGCAGUACUGGAAUUAAGCUGACCCGCAACUUGGAGCAAGGCAACAGAUACAAAGAGACCUUCACAGGCUCUGCCCUGGUGGACUGGCUCAUCUCCAACAACUUUGCUGUGUCACGGUUUGAGGCCGUCACCUUGGCCUCCAUGUUGAUGGAGGAGAACUUCACCAAGCCCGUGGGAACCCGCAGCAUUGAGGCCAUGCGCUACAGCGACCUCUCGGAGCAGUUCCUCGACGACUCCACCGCGCUGUACAUGUUUGCUGAGAGCAGUAAGAAAAUGCUCAGCUCCAAGGAAGAGCUACAAUUUAACAUCUCUGAAUUAAGUGGCAUGAUCGUGAAGCAAGGAUUCUUAGUGAAACAGGGACACAAGAGGAAAAACUGGAAGGUGAGGAAAUUUGUUUUGAGAGCUGAGCCCGCUUUCUUGCACUACUAUGACCCCACUAAGGAAGAAAACAAGCCAGUAGGUGGAUUUUCUCUUCGUGGCUGUCUUGUCUCAGCUCUGGAGGACAAUGGAGUCCCAGCAGGAGUGAAGGGCAAUGUACAAGGCAACCUUUUCAAAAUCAUCACCAAAAAUGACAUUCAUUAUUAUAUCCAGGCCAGCUCCAAGGCAGAGCGAACACAAUGGAUUGAGGCAAUCAAACCACUGACAUGAGUAAGGUGGACUCAGUGGCAAAGGAAAAGUCACACUUGUGACCUAGUUUCCUAUUCCCUUUGUCUGGCUUUUUUUUUUUUUUCACUUUGGCAUUUUAUUUUUGUUAUUUGUAUUUCCAUAACACCUAGCAAAUUCCUGACAGACCAGAAUUGUAGGUGCUUAGGAGUCACGCAGAUCUGGAAUAAUUCUCCACCAGGAAUUUACCGUCUAACCAAGAGACAAAGGACGACAGGUGGAUACAGACAAAUGAUGUUUUACAAGGAAACAAUGAGAUACACUAUUCCAAGAUGGAAGAAAAAGGAAUCUCUUGUACAAGUAUUCAGUCUAUAUCUGACAGAUCCAGGUUGUGCUUUAUUCUAAAGCAGAAAUGUCUUCCUCCUUUCCCCUUUAUAAAGGGGCUCAUAAACUUAGUUAUUUCACGUGGAUUGAAUCAAGGUGUGUGAACAGCGUCAUAGUCUGAAAGGUCCUGGUGUCUGAGACUGCCUGAUAUGCUGUGAAAGAAUUCUGUGCUAAGUCACAAUUACGUGCUGGGAUAAUUGCUACUGGGAAACAGACUGGGGGGCUCUUUGUCCAUCUGUCUGCUCUACUGUUUGCCUCUCUGUUAUGCCAGAAAAGACCAAAGGAUUUUCAUCUCCAGUACAUACAUUAUUCUUGUGCUGUUAAUAACCCAUGGUAUUACAUGAUCCUGAGUAUCAGAUCAGUGGCAGGGCAGUUAUUCCAGACAAUGGCUGGUGCUGACUGUAGUGGAAAAAAUCACUCAGCCCUAAAAGCAAGACUUCCUCGUGUUUAUCACCAUGAAUCCAUUUAUGUGGAGCACCAUGGGGACUGAGAACUCUAAUAGCAAUUCUCAUUAUUGCCCUUUUUUUUUUUUUUUUUUUUUACUUUAAGCAAUUUAAUUUUCAAUUAUUUGUCUACCAAGCUUGACGCUGAUAUCAUUAAACAUAUAUUUAAAAAAAA
Anas platyrhynchos (mallard) is the source of this 4054-nucleotide messenger RNA. The record is from RefSeq and is a predicted model, not a curated record. Lineage: Eukaryota; Metazoa; Chordata; Aves; Anseriformes; Anatidae.